AUGGCCUCUAGAAAGGGCGAAGCCUCGAAAGAGGCCGGGGAGGAAGAAACGCGAGAGCCCAGCGUAGAAGCUGGAGGAGAGACCAAGACGGCCGAGGUGAAAGCCGUAGUUCGCCCACGAAAAGUGGGAUGUUUAAUGCUGUUUGUCGGUGACCAUGAAGACAAAGGGGAAGACACCGACUAUUGGCGCGUGCGGUUAGGCUGGUCUGGGGAUGAAGAGCCCCGUGAUGUCUACCACCGCUACGAGGCGGUUGGAGACCCCACGCAAGCCGGAGGAGGCGGGCAGGUCCCUCUCCUUCGGUUUGUGUGGGUGUUUGAGACCGGGGAAUGGGUCGACAAGGCGAAGAUGUUGAGAGAAAGGGCACAGAAGGCGCAGAAGGAAAAAGAACUGCAGGAAGCCGUCUCCGCCGCCGCCAACGCCGCGAGGACAGGUCGCGGAGGCUACCGCCGAGCAAGAGCCCAGCCUGUCGCCCCUGACGCAGCUCCUGGUGCUGGUCGUCAGGAUGCUGCCGAAGGGGCGGGCGCCGGAGGAGCUGUGGAAGGGGGAGACGGUGCUGGUCACCUCCCCCCUGAAACCGAAGUGAAGAAGAGAGGGAGGAAUCCCGCAGCGGCAAAGGUGCCCCCUAAGCGUAAAAGGGGGCAGGACGAUGGCGACCACCAGCCAGCUGAACAGGCUGUGAAGCGAAGGGCGAAAGCAGCUCGAAAAUGA
Messenger RNA from Microsporum canis CBS 113480, 708 nucleotides. RefSeq lists its product as uncharacterized. Lineage: Eukaryota; Fungi; Ascomycota; Eurotiomycetes; Onygenales; Arthrodermataceae. The transcript has 3 exons. The record is from RefSeq and is a predicted model, not a curated record. The coding region runs from base 1 to 708 and encodes 235 amino acids.